UCAAGUAUUUAUUCAAUUGAUAAGAAUAAUAAUACCAAAAUUAACUCAAAAAUGGAAAAGUGUUUAGCAAAUUCACCACCCUCAAAUUCAAUGUCCGCCUCUUCUUCCUCUUCUGAUAAUUUUAGCAAAUUACCUAAAGGGUGGGAAAUGCGAGUAGAUGGACAAGGAAGAAUUUUCUAUAUUGAGUUUAUUGUUAUAUUUUUUUAUUAAAAUCUUUUUCAAAAUUAUAGCCACAUUCAUCAAAAGACAGCUUGGACAC
Meloidogyne enterolobii is the source of this 259-nucleotide messenger RNA. Lineage: Eukaryota; Metazoa; Nematoda; Chromadorea; Rhabditida; Meloidogynidae. The record is from the annotation of a GenBank genome assembly.